Metarhizium acridum CQMa 102 is the source of this 978-nucleotide messenger RNA. RefSeq lists its product as uncharacterized. The record is from RefSeq and is a predicted model, not a curated record. NCBI's taxonomy places the organism in Eukaryota, Fungi, Ascomycota, Sordariomycetes, Hypocreales, Clavicipitaceae.
AUGAGUCAACCCGUUACAGGUACGACUUCAACGCCGGGGCAGGAUUUGGAUGGCAAGGGAGUUGGGAGAGUUAUUGCCAAAGUUAAGAACGCAUUUAAGUCUGACAAACGAGAAGCUACCGCCCCGAGCUCACAGACACCUUCUUCUCCACGGGACGACAUCCGAUCAGAUGCGAGCCAAGGAUCAACGUCUGCCUCCACGGUACCCAAACUGAAAAUUCUGGAGGAGCGUGCGAAGAAAAUGGGUGAAAAGUUUGGACUGGUCAUUGAAUCAUCCGAUUUAUUAAGCCACUCUCCAAACGAAACGGUUCUGCGAGUAGACAAACCUAUCCGGAUGCGCGUACGGCGCACUUGCCACCGGUGCAACACGACCUUUACAACUGGGAAUGAGUGCACGAUGUGUCAGCACGUUCGAUGCGAGAAAUGUCCCCGCCAUCCGCCCAAGGAAGCUGAGGGGUGUCUGGCCGAUCUUGCGCAGUUGGGGGAGGAGCUCAAGACCAACAAGGAAAAUCCUCCAAUCAUGCCCGACUAUUUCUGGGGUGACGAGCGAAUAGAAUUAAAACGGCCAAGCAAGACUGGAGGGCAGGAUUUGGUCCACAGAAAACCUCGACAGCGUGUUAGGAGGACGUGCCAUGAAUGCCAGACGUUAUUUGCUACUGGUAGUAGAAAGUGUGAGAACUGCAACCAUGUUCGUUGUACUGAUUGCCCACGGGAUCCGCCCAAAAAGGACAAGUACCCAUUCGGCUAUCCCGGUGAUGCGUUUGGACCAGAUUCUGAUGCACGAUUCGAGUGCAAUUCUUGCGAGGUGGUAUAUCCUGCUGGUGCCGAGGACGGUACUCCUUGCAUAAUGUGCGGCUUGGAAAAAUCUGUCGAGUCGCCUCGAGCCUUGCCACGAAAAGUGCAGCCUGCUCCCGACCUGGAGGUUCUCAGCAGACUACAGGCUAGAUUGGAUAGACUAAGAGCAAAGGACUCAAUCUGA